UAUUAUAUAAAUGCUAAUUAUAUAAGUGAUGUAAAAAAUGAUGAAAGGAAAUAUAUUGCUACUCAAGGUCCUGUAAAGUAAUCAGUUAAAGAUUUUUGGCAUAUGAUUUGGACCAAUAAUGUGGGUGUAAUAAUAAUGUUAUGCAAAUUAUUUGAUAGAUAAAGAGUAUAUAGCAAGCUAUUUACUUUAGAUUUAAUGUGAGAAAUAUUGGCCAUCUGAUUAGGUAAAUUAUGGUUCUUAUUAAAUUGUGUAAAUUAAAAGCUAAGAAUAAUAAUAUAAGGAAGUAUAUGAGAGUAAACUGAUAAUGUAAUUUUAAUAGAAGUAGCAUUAAUUAAAUCAUUAUUAAUGGUGUGAUUGGCCAGAUUUUGGUAUAGUAGGAGAGGAUUCAUAUAAAAUUCUAGAUUGGUUGGCUGGAAUAGCAAAUGAAGGAGCAAAAUUAAAUAAAAUGCCAGUGAUUCAUUGUAGUGCAGGAGUGGGAAGGACAGGAACAUUUUUAGCAAUUUGUCAUAUAAAAGAGUUACUAGUUAGAAAUGAUGCAUAAAUAUCAAUUUUUAGUAUUGUGAGAAGAUUGAGAGAAUAAAGACCACUUUUAAUUUAAUCAUCAAAAUAAUAUUAAAUGGUUUAUAAUUAUACAAUAUGGUUGAUGAAGAAUUUGAAAUAUAUAUGA
This is a messenger RNA of Paramecium sonneborni, 667 nucleotides long. NCBI's taxonomy places the organism in Eukaryota, Ciliophora, Oligohymenophorea, Peniculida, Parameciidae. The record is from the annotation of a GenBank genome assembly.